Messenger RNA from Cooperia oncophora, 408 nucleotides. Lineage: Eukaryota; Metazoa; Nematoda; Chromadorea; Rhabditida; Trichostrongylidae. The record is from the annotation of a GenBank genome assembly.
AUGGUUCCUGUACUUGUGACUGAGAUCUAUAACGAGUUUAUUGAUUCGAAUGCAACAUCGCCUGUUAAUGUGGAUUGCAAGGUAAUGGAGAUAACGGAGGAGAAUUUGAAAAAUCCCAAUCGAUGGAGUUUUGACGAAGCUGCGGACCACAUAUUCUGCCUAAUGAAGAAUGAUAGUUAUCAGCGUUUUCUCCGUUCUGACAUCUAUAAAGACCUCCUCAUUCAGUCGAAGAAGAAGGUACCCGUGAAGAUGUCAAGAGACAUCGGCAUACGUUUCCCAACGUUGCCCGGGUUUUCGUCAAAUGCAGUGCGCCGAGACGCAAACCUCACUGUUGGCGCUCAGGCAGUGGUGGCCACGAGCGGAUCGUCUAGCUGCUCACCUACAACUGCAACUACCGUAGGCAUUUGA